Mauremys mutica (yellowpond turtle) is the source of this 7005-nucleotide messenger RNA. RefSeq names its product SET and MYND domain containing 3 (gene SMYD3). Gene Ontology annotation, molecular function: histone methyltransferase activity; protein binding. NCBI's taxonomy places the organism in Eukaryota, Metazoa, Chordata, Testudines, Geoemydidae. The coding region runs from base 16 to 1305 and encodes 429 amino acids. The transcript has 12 exons. Gene Ontology annotation, cellular component: nucleus. The record is from RefSeq and is a predicted model, not a curated record.
GUUGCGGCGCGGGACAUGGAGUCAGGGCGGCUGGAGAAGUUCCCGAGCCCGGGCAGAGGCAGCGGCCUCCGCGCUCUGAGGCGGGCGCGGCUCGGCGAGCUGCUGUACCGGGCCGAACCCUUCGCCUGCACCGUCACCAAGCAGCGACUGGGCGGCGUGUGCGAGCGCUGCCUGCGCAGGAAUGAACGGCUGCUUAGAUGCUCUCAGUGCAAAAUUGCCAGAUACUGUGAUACACGUUGUCAGAAAGAAGCCUGGCAGGAGCACAAGCGAGAAUGCAAAUGUCUUAAGAGUGUUGAGCCUAACUUUCCUCCUGACUCAGUGAGACUUGUUGGCAGGAUUGUUUUUAAACUACUUGGACAAUCAGCAGCAUGUCCUUCUGAGAAACUCUACUCUUUUUCUGAUCUUCAGUCAAAUAUUGAAGAGUUAAGUGAAGAAAUGAAAGAGGGUCUCAGGCACCUGGCACAGACAUUGCAGCUUUAUUUGAGAGUGGAGAUCCAGGAUACUUUUCAGCUGCUACCUGCAAUAGACAUUUUUCAGAUCUUCGCAAAAGUGACCUGUAACUGUUUCACCAUCAGUAAUGGAGAAAUGCAGGAUGUUGGUGUUGGCCUGUAUCCCAGCAUGUCUCUCCUGAACCACAGCUGUGACCCAAACUGUGUGAUUGUUUUUGAGGGACGCCAGCUUCUACUGCGGUCUGUCCGGGAGAUCCAGAUUGGUGAAGAGCUCACUAUCAGCUAUAUUGAAUCACUGAUGCCCAGCAGUGAGCGUCAAAAACAUCUGAAGCGCCAGUAUUGCUUUGAAUGCAGCUGUCUUCUAUGCAAGACACAAGAAAAGGAUGCUGACAUGCUGGCAGGUGAAGAGCAGGCCUGGAAAGAAAUCAAAGAUGCUGUAGCUAAAGUGGGAGACCCAAGGUCACAAGAAGAGUGGGAGCAGGUUCUGGCAAUGUGCCAGGCUCUUCUAAAUAACAAUGCAGAUCGUCUUCCAGACACAAACAUCUAUCUGCUGAAAAUGCUUGACUGUGCCAUGGAUGCCUGUAUUAAUCUCAGACGUUGGGAGGAAGCCUUGCUUUAUGGCAACAGGACUCUAAAACCGUACAGACUGUAUUAUUCCAGCUUUCAUCCCUUGAGGGCUGUCCAGAUGAUGAGAGUGGGCAAAUUGCAGAAUACUCAAGACAUGUUUCCUCAAGCACUGGAGACCUUGAAGCAGGCUUAUAACAUUAUGAAAGUAACCCACGGAGCAGAUCACAGCCUGGUACAAGACCUGAUGAAACUUAAGGAACAGUGUGAGGCUGACAUGCGAGCACAGUAAGGAUGAUCUCAGGCUGGAAAACUAACAUUCCGGGGGAAAGGAAAGCAAAUCUUUUUUGUAGUGACAUUCUAUGACCUGAGCCAAAGCCCUCUGAAUCCAUUGGAAUGACUCCGAUUGAGUUUGGUAGGCUUUGGAUCAGGCCCUAUUUCCUUUGCUAAAAUGUUUAAUGUUUAUUAGCUUUGCUGUUCUGCAGUGUGAUUUUCCUCACUGAAUUCAAAUGUGGAGGACUACAGGCCAUUUUCAGAGGGAGUCUGCUCUCUGGGAAGCAGCAUAGUAGCAAAUAAGUCUUAGCAAUUGAUGUUCAAAUUAUAUGUUGGUAAUAAAAAACCAUACCUGUAUACAGAAUGCUGCUGUGCACAAAUCAGCAUCUUCUCUGGCUGUGUAUGAGGUGUUUAAAUGGUCCCUCUCUAUGUUUAUUUUUCAAUAAAUGGGCUUGAACCAAAAGUCCAGGUUCAAAUGUCUCUGGACAUAGGAAGAGUUUGAAAUCCAAAGUCAGACUCAGCGAGUAUUGUCUCACCAUUCUUUUGGUUUCCUUCUCACACUCUGAACUGAGUGCUUCUUUCCAGGUUGCUCUUCAUGUGUAGAAUGAUCUCUGAAUCCCAGCUUGUCAAAUCACCACUGUCCUCUGUGCUUAUUCAAAUCCCUCUGUGCCACAAUUUGUGAAUUCAUAAUUAAAGAGUAAAUAUAUAGUCACAGAGCCUCAUCUCUUGUAGAUCCAUGUAGCACCACUUAAGUCAAUGGCCAACUGACUAUGCAAGUUUACACCGGCUGAGGAUAUGGCCCCCAGAUACAUAAUCAAUAGAUAUAUAGAAAACAUAAAUUAUUCCCUCCCCUUGAUUUCCCAGCAUAUCCUUCUGAAGGCCUGAUUCAAAGCCCAUGGAAAUCAAUGGAAAGACUUCUGAGGAGCUGUAAGCUUUUCAAGGCAGUACCUCUCUCUAGUUUGUGUCUUGAAUGGGGCCCAGCACAUGUAUAGCACUUCCCGAUAAUAUAACAAUAUCUAUAUUUUACAAAUGUCUCCUGUCUUUAUAAUGGACUAAACCGAAGCAUUGGAUCAGAACAUGGCUAAAUUUAAGAGUGUUUGAAAUUCUGGUCUGAAUUUUGCCCCCAUCUCUGUUUUCUUUAUGAUUGUGGAGUUCCUCAGUUCCAACUGCUUUAAAAAUGACCUCAGAGACCUCUCCAGAUGAGUGAUCCUUUUGCCUUCUGCUCUAGAUCCACAUACACAGCUUUUAGGGGCUGUGCACGAAACUCCCUCAAGAUCUGUGGCUGUGAUACACGGUCAGUUACAGACCAAGGCAGAGCAAGAAGACUGUGGAUUAUCAAUUUGCUGCCAGGCCGAUUUAUAUAUGGCGAGAGAAAAUGAGGAGCACGGAUCAAACUCACUGAUAGCGCAGGAGCCAUGCAUUUUCAAUGUGGGAGGGGAAGGAAGGAAAGGACCAAUGUAAUCCUACUCCUAGUAGCAGCCAGUAGGGAGGCAGGUGGGGGGGGAAAGGCCCUUCCCCUUGCAACAGCCAGUAGUGGCUGGGAUCAGGGGAGUCAGGAAAACAGAGGAGCUCACUCCCUGCCAGUAGAGAACCAAGCAAAGGAAAACCUUUCCCUCCUUUCCAUGCAGGGGAGAAGGAGGUGGAAAAGAGCUGAGGAGAUGCUCUUCCCUGUGCCUUACAAAGUUACUGCAACCCCUCCUUCUCCUAGAUUGGACACACCUGAUCUGAGCUGAGAUUGACUUCGCAAAAAUCUCUCUGACGCUCUAUGCAGGGUUCCAGCACCAGACAUCAUAUUGAUCCAACAGACGAGCCCUGCAUUCUCACACAGGGUCCCAGAUUCUGAAUAUAAGACACUUCGUUGGGUUAUCACAAUGUUUUGAUAUGGGGGCUCUUUACAAAGUCAUUCUGCGAUGAAGUGGCUUUUCUUAAAGGUUGAACUGUACUGCCUUAGACCGUAAUUCAGACUUUGUAUGAGGUCAAUGCAGUUCCAUUAUGGAGAAACUUCACCCAUUAUCUCCAUUUUUCUCUCACCAGUUGUAUGUUCUUGUCGGUGGGUGGGCUUAAGAACAGCUACAGCUUCCUGGCUUUCAGUGGAGUUGCGCUUGCUUACACUAAGCCUGAAUUUGAACUUUUUGAUGCAGAGGCUAAUAGGUUUCAGCUCAUGUUUCUGUUAGAUAUAUUAGCUCCUUGAGGACCUCUUGUGUUAACUGUUAACAAUGUAUUUAAUUUCUAGAAUAAACUGAAAAGUUUAACAUUAAAGUAAUUAAAUACAUCCAGUGUGUACACAAUAGCUCUCUUCUUUUUUCUUUCAGACCAAGAGUAAAGAUUUUCAAAAGCACUUAAGUCCCAUUUUCAAAAGUGAUUUAGGCACUUAGUCCACAUUCCGUUGUCUUUCAGUGACAUUUAGGCUUCUAAAUGCCCAUGUCACUUUUGAAAUGGGACUUAGGAGCCCAAGUCAUUUAGGUGCUUUAGAAAAUGUUACCUUAGGUCACUUCUGUAAGUCUGUUCUAUCUAACAUGGUUCAAAUCUGUCCUGUGCAACGAGCCGCUCAGCAGGCAAACUAGUUUCUCAGGCUGAGUCUCAAGCUGUCCUUGCCCAAAUUAGAACAGACGGGGGCUACUGUAACUUACGAGAGCUGGCUAUGGUCCCUAAAGGAGCAUAUGCCAGCUGUAAACUGGCAGAAUGGAACUGUAUUGUGCCCUGCCUUGAUAUAUAAUUUCCCUCUCCGCAACACCUCAUAGACUGGGGAUUGGCAACUCUACACCAGCUGAGAAUUCACAGCCUGGCAGGUGCAAUGAGAUUCUGUCCCCUUUGCACAACUCAGGCAGGACAAAGGGACCAGCGAGUCUGGCCUUAUACAUUUUGCUUUUCCUACAAAUCUAUUAAUUGUAAGCAUACUUCAAUACUUAGUUCAUAUUUCUUUAAGCAGCAACUACGCUCCUUCCCUCCACCCACCCAAAAUUCUCUGCUGGUGUGGUUGCACGUCAGUGUGCAGAGAGCCAUUUAGGACAUAAGGAUGGUGCUGAAUUAAGAGAUCAUUUCACACAGCGCUCACUGGGGAGAGAAGAGCGUUUCUUGGAGCGCACGCAUUCCAUUUUCCCCAAGCUCGUCAGCAAGUCAGCUGUUAUUGCCAGUGCUGCCAACUUUAAUUUUUAACACAGAAACAAAUGUUAACAAAGCCAGAUGUUUACAAGGAGCAUUUAAACCGAAAAAAUUUCAAGGCUUUGAAAACAUCACUUAAGGUGGGUCAUUCCUCACUAAUAAUUUCUUGUGGCUACUGUAGACGUGACUGUCAUUUAAUUAAUCUAUAGUCAUUGUAAAGUCAGGUUUUUCACACCAGUAACCUGACACCACUAAUUACUAAGAGAUGAGAACACAUUUAAAGUGAAAAUGAACACUCUGGGCAUAAUUUAUAGGCAUGGCACAUGACUGCCAACGUUGGGAAAGUUCGCCUGUCAAGACGUUUGAAUUUGUUCCAGAGUAUGAAGCAUCCACUUGCCCGGCAGUAAUAUUCAAAAUGCAGAGCAUUUCUGGAGUGCAUAGCAGGACACGAGGCCACAGGCCAAGUUGCUUCAACCUCCCAAGAAGUGCAAUAAUCCCCACAGAAAUUCAUAGCUUCGUGGGGUUUUAGUACUAUGAUGAACAGGAAAUUAUAUGGGGAAAAGGUCAGACGUAGGUAUUUACAGGGAUUAGUGACAGAGAGCAAUGGCAUCACUGACAGCCAAUCAGAAUAGGCCAGAUGUACCCAGAGUUCCAGAUCUAUUUCAUGGUUGUAAAGUGACGCUGCCAUGUUAAAAAGCGCAUGGUGUUAUAUAAAAAUGAGCUUUACCUGUGUUGCUAACACUUUAUAUAUGUAAAACUGAAAGGCUUGUCAGAAUCUGAGGGGGGGUGAGCCUGCUAUAUCUUAUAUAGUAUGUGCUGGGUGAGUGCAUUCCAGCUGUCGUGCAUUCACACUCAUGUGCAUUCUGCAGAUGCGCCAGCACUCCCCUUCUGUGUUCCAAGCCACUCCCAUGCACCUGGGGACCACAGCCAGGCAUGUGGGCAUGUUUGAUAUUGUGGAAUGGCAUGGAUGGGGGAAAGACAGCAUUAUGCUGAAUCCUUCACAGCAAAAUGGCUACAUAGCAGGAAAUAGGCUAAAAAAGUGUUAGGCUUACUGUGGAGCAGGCAUGAGGCAUAUGCUCCAGCACAUGUGGGCCUAAACUGGAGCCCACUGAAAGCAAUAGAAAAAUGCCCAUUGACUUUAAUAGGCUUUGACUCCGGCCCUAGAAUCAGGAUGCCACUGCUGCAGCAGUACUCAUACAGCGUCUACACUCCAUGCAUUGUUCCAGCCACACUUCCUUAGUGCAGGAAUGUAGUAGUAGCUUUUCAUUCCUUAUUAUUUGUAUAAUGCUUACAUGUCUCUCUGACUGAACAAUGAAAAUAGCUCAGUUUUAUACUGUGAUUAAUUUGAGCAAGCGUAUUGUCAAGCUUAAAAUGAACAACAGUGUUGUGCCUAAAACUUCCAGAAGCUUUAUAGCGCAAGCUUUGCAAAAUUAAGCUGCAACUUGUGGUCAAAAGACACCUGCAGCCAGACAGCAUUUUAUGCUGAUUCCUAUAUGGUAAAAAUAAGUCAUGCCCACGGGUUUGGCUUAUUAAAACCACUUUUGAAAUGUGUAAUUAAGAGACGCUGCAGCCAAAGAACUGAUUCCUAUGUGGUUUUGAUGGGCUAGGCCUUCAGGCCUAGGUCAUCAAAAUAACCUUAGCCACAAUCAAGACAAUCUCCCAUUUGGAGGUAAGUGAUGUCCUUGUAACUUAAAAAAAUUAAAGAACAUUUAGCUAUUAGGAAAACCACAGUUGAGACAAUGGGCUAUCUGGACAUAAGUUAUUUCCUUGUGCAUAACUUAUAAAACUAAAACAACAAUUGGCUACAAGAAAAUAAGUAAGUAUAAAUUAUACAGCCAAAGUGAAGAUCUGGCCUAACCUGAUUGGUUGACCUGUUUCAAAACACGGUGGGCAGAUGAGAUUAAAUGUGUAGAGCCUCAGGUGUGUGUGUGUGUGUCUUGGUCUUAAGAGGUUAUUCUCUUUGAUUGGUCUGACCCCCCACCCCCUGAACCGAGGAAACCUGACUCACACCGACUAGCUGUACCUGGCCAGUGCAAAGAGGGGUUGACUGAAAGGUAACAUAUUCUCGGUAGGGUAAGGUUUUAAAGUAAAAGUCUGGUUGCAUGUAGAAUAAGGUAACAGAGUAAAGAAGUCUGGGUUGCUCGAGCUGAUUUGAUCUCAAGUUGUACUGACACUAUAGUAUUAAGAAUGGUAGUGUCGGGAUAAUUUGAUCUCAGAUUAUAUUAAUGCUGCAGUUUUAAAAAUAGUAGUAAAAGUUUAAUACUAGUGUUAAGUUGUUUAGAAAUAAUAGAAAGUUGUUUAUCAAUUUAUAAUAUCUUUGUUUGUACUUAUGGUUACUGAGGGUAGGACUAGAACUUUGUAAGGUUAAUAGUUAAUGAGUAAUAAUAGCUUUGCAUGUACUUGUGCCUGUCAUCAGUAAAAACUGCCAAUGUUAAGAACAUACUUUUAUAGUAAUAAGUAGCUAAUGCAUAAUAUUACCUGUACUUGUGCUUGUUUGCAAUAUAAUUUGUCAUUUAUAUUAAUUCUUAUUCAAUGCUGGUCUUUAAUUUUUCUUUCCUUAUUCUGUCUGUGUUGUAUUUAUAGUCAUAAGUCAUUAAAAGCCUGUCUUAAGGAAUAA